Messenger RNA from Diospyros lotus (date-plum), 1343 nucleotides. Its product is annotated as psbP domain-containing protein 3, chloroplastic. Gene Ontology annotation, molecular function: calcium ion binding. The record is from RefSeq and is a predicted model, not a curated record. The coding region runs from base 89 to 853 and encodes 254 amino acids. NCBI's taxonomy places the organism in Eukaryota, Viridiplantae, Streptophyta, Magnoliopsida, Ericales, Ebenaceae. The transcript has 10 exons. Gene Ontology annotation, cellular component: photosystem II oxygen evolving complex; photosystem II; extrinsic component of membrane. Gene Ontology annotation, biological process: photosynthesis.
GGUAGGGCACGAUGCAAUUCGUAUACCGACAAAAUAUAUCCGCAAUAUCUACCGAAAAUCUGAAACGAACGACUGAGGAAGGACGGCAAUGGCGUCGUUAUGGUGUUUGCAAGCCCACGUCUGCAGCGCCAUCCGGUCUCCAGCUUCAUCUUCCAUAGAAGCUCGUCGCCUCAAGAAGCACAAAAGGCUACAAGUUCUCUGUUGCCUGAACAACGAACACCGCCAUCAAAGCCCGAGUGAUUGCAGUAUUGGAGUUCAGCAUCAAUCAGGAGCAAGGAGGAGACAGGUCUUGUUUCAGUCCGUUCUUGCGGCAUUUUGGGUUCCUUCAAUUGUUUCCGUUGCAUUGGCAGAUAAAGAUGUACUGCUGGAUUUCCGCCUUUACUCGGAUGAGGUGAACAAGUUCAAAAUAAUGAUUCCCCAAGAUUGGCAAGUAGGUGCAGGAGAAAGUAAUGGAGUCAAAUCAGUAACUGGAUUUUACCCUGAAGAACCUUCUAGUUCAAAUGUCACCGUAGUAAUCACGGGGCUUGGUGCCGAUUUUACUAGAUUGGAAUCUUUUGGUAAGGUUGAUGCUUUUGCAGAGAAUCUGGUUAGUGGACUGGACAGAAGCUGGCAGAGGCCACCAGGUGUAGCGGCAAAACUUAUAGACUCAAAAGCUUCUAACGGUUUAUACUACAUUGAGUAUACACUGCAGAAUCCUGGUGAAAGUUGCCGACAUUUGUAUUCAGUGCUUGGGAUGGCAAACAAUGGUUGGUACAACAGAUUGUACACUGUCACAGGACAGUUUGUUGACGAGGAUUCAGAAAAAUAUGGUUCCAAAGUUGAGAAGGCCAUUGCUUCUUUCAGACUAAUCUGAGAUUCUGAGAUAAUAAUGUAUGGUUCAGAGUACUGAUUCAUUAGCGUGGCCUUGGCGCAUCGCAUGUAUGCUUCUGAUAAAUUGGGUUAGCUUUACCACUGCAGUCAAGUCACUCUUUGGAGCUGCAUCUGAGGCAUCUCCACAUUGAUUAUUCCCCCUCAGGCAAACAAUAUCAACUAAUUCCACUGCUAUGAUGGUUGGGAUGCUUUUAAUUCUUGCUUUCAACCUCACCUCCUAUUGCUGCAACAUCUCCCUUGGAAAAGUAUGGCUUUCAAGAAGGAAGCAAGUGUAUCAAAAUGGUUUUCAUAUAGCGGUCAAUGCAGCUGCUGGCUUAAUCUCUUUGCUUGCUUUCAUCAGCCUGUGGCAUAUUUGAUCUGCUUUUCUUUUUGGUCAGCCGGGCCCUCAAGUCUCCCAUGUUGGAUUUAAUGACACAUUAGCCCGUUUGUUACAGCUUAAUUAAAGAAAUUAUAAUUUAUAGCUUCUUAGAUUA